AUUGACGUCGAACCUCUUUUCUGCGCAUCAUAUCUCGCCCGAACAAGUAAUAAUUCCACCCCCCGCACUAGCGAUUUUUUUCUUCUGUGCUACUCACCCACUUGUUUUCUUGGAAAUAAAGCGAAGUAACCCAAAGUCCGAUCUAAGGAAACUAGAAAAAUUAGCGAAGAAACGAGACGACUAAACUACGGAAGCGUCAAGAAGAGGACACACACACUAUAAUAUUAUACACUAUACUAUACGUUUCAUAUACGAAUAAGUACGAGGGGUUGCGGAUCUCAAUGCGCGCGCGCGCGCGCCACUGAUAUGGCUGGUCGGCUGAUGGAAAAAACAGAUGUUUACAAAACAAACAUGGACGACCAGGUGACGCGAAUGGAAGAAGAAACCAUGGAAAAUAAGGAUACCUGCAAAUUUCUUUUCAAGAAGAGGGUGAGGAAGCAGGUGCAGUCCAGAAAGCGCGAAAAGAGGGAUGACGAUGAGAGCAGUGACGAUGACACAACUACUGUUGUCAAAAAAGAAAAAAAAAUCGACAAAUCAAAUCCCUUGAUACAGAGGACAAAUUCUAAAAGACAAGGGAAACCUAAGCAUUCAAGCGACAGUGAAGAUGAAUCUGUGUUGGUGUCAUACAAGAGUAAGAAGACUGCAUUGCCAUCUGGUCCAUGUGAUCAAGGAGCUACGGCGACUUUAGAGACAGAGACAGAACUGGAUAGAGAUGCGCAAGCAAUAUUUGAAAAGGCUCAAAAGAUUAAUGAAGAAUUGGAAGGUAAAGAAGAUGAUAAGAUAUAUCGAGGAAUGAACAACUAUGCACAGUAUUACAAGAAGAAAGACACGGCGGCUGGCAAUGCAUCCAGUGGUAUGGUUCGUAAAGGCCCCAUCAGAGCACCAGCUAAUUUAAGAGCAACUGUUAGAUGGGAUUACCAACCCGAUAUUUGCAAAGAUUACAAAGAAACUGGAUUUUGUGGUUUUGGAGACAGUUGUAAAUUCCUGCACGAUCGGUCGGAUUACAAGUUGGGGUGGCAAUUAGAGCGUGAAGCAGCGACUGGUACACAUGACGCUAGUGGCGACGAAGAUGAUACAAAAUACGAGAUUGAUAGCGAUGAAGAACAUCUUCCUUUCAAAUGCUUCAUAUGUAGGGAGCGAUUUACAGAUCCUGUCGUGACGAAGUGUAAACAUUAUUUUUGCGAAAAGUGCGCUCUUGCACAAUACAAGAAGAGCACAAGGUGUUUCAUAUGCAACGUCCAAACAAACGGCGUGUUUAACCCUGCAAAGGAGAUUAUGAAGAAAAUGGAGGAAAUGGAGGACAAGGCAGUAUCAGACGACGACAGCGACUGAGAAGCCAAAUCGUGUAUAAAUAAUUCUGUGAUUGUACAGAGAUUCUAGGAAAAUGAAUUGUUCUUAUAGAUUUUAUUUUAGUGAAGAGGAUGACAAUAGACUGGAUUUUAAAUUAUCAUGUUGUGGGAUUUAUUGCAGAAUCCUAAGUUAUACUUAAUCGUAAAAGAUCAACAUAUAGCGUCUAAGCUGAAAAGAAUAAAUCGUUACUUUUUCAUAAAACGAA
This is a messenger RNA of Nasonia vitripennis (jewel wasp), 1555 nucleotides long. RefSeq names its product E3 ubiquitin-protein ligase RNF113A (gene mdlc). Gene Ontology annotation, biological process: snoRNA splicing. The coding region runs from base 307 to 1332 and encodes 341 amino acids. Gene Ontology annotation, molecular function: metal ion binding. Gene Ontology annotation, cellular component: U2-type spliceosomal complex. Lineage: Eukaryota; Metazoa; Arthropoda; Insecta; Hymenoptera; Pteromalidae. The record is from RefSeq and is a predicted model, not a curated record. The transcript is spliced from 5 exons.